CAAGUGAUGGAAAAAACUCCAGGUUUAUUAUGUCUUUCAUGGGAUUCCAGAAUCCAUGAGGUUGCUCAGAGUGGUUUAACACAAGCACAUGAGUUUCUCAGCUGUGUAAAGCAAGAGAAAAGCCUUCAAGAAGUAAGCCUGGUUGCUCAAGAAGCCAUUGGUGAAUUCCGGAAGCUGCUUAUUCUCCUGGAUAGAUCAAACCCAUCAUCAGAUCAAAAGAGGAUCAGAAAGGGUCCUUUGCCUAAAACCCAUGAUGUUAAUCAUGUUGAAUUUAUGGAUAUUAGUCGUGGUUCCUCUCAACCCUUUGUCAUUAGACAGUUUUUCCCUCCAAGUUAUUCCUCUCAUACAAUUAGUACUGUGGUUGUUCCUAAUAAUAAUAAUAAUAAUAAUUCAGUGAUGGGGUUGAGCCAAUUCUCACAACAGCCAACUACUAGCAACUCUUUGAUCAGUAUGCAUGGAAGAAGUAGCACUAACACGCGCGUAAUUCACUAUCCGUCGUCGUCGGAGCAUUUGGCAUCGGAGGUCAGUAAUUCCUCCAUGUUCUCUUCCAACAGCAGGUCGUGUGGGGCUGCGAAAAGCGAAGAUACCGGCACGAGAUGCGUGGCCUCAACCGGUGGAUGCCACUGCUCAAAACGAAGGAAGCUGAGAAUAAGGAGAAGAAUUAGAGUUCCAUCUGUAAGCAAUAAAUCAGCAGAUAUACCUCCUGAUGACUACUCUUGGAGGAAAUAUGGUCAAAAGCCCAUAAAAGGAUCUCCUUAUCCCAGGAGCUAUUACAAGUGCAGCAGUGUGAAAGGAUGCCCUGCAAGGAAGCAUGUAGAGAGGUGUUUGGAUGAUCCAACCAUGUUAGUUGUGACGUAUGAAGGUGAUCACAACCACUCCAAAAUUACAUUCCAGCCACCCACUUUGAUGAUUCAAGCCCAACAUUAGAAACAUAAGCUAGAAAUACCACAAAUAUUUCCCCGGGUGAUAACG
This is a messenger RNA of Morus notabilis, 972 nucleotides long. RefSeq names its product probable WRKY transcription factor 7. Bases 7 to 927 code for a protein of 306 amino acids. Gene Ontology annotation, biological process: regulation of DNA-templated transcription. The record is from RefSeq and is a predicted model, not a curated record. Lineage: Eukaryota; Viridiplantae; Streptophyta; Magnoliopsida; Rosales; Moraceae. The transcript is spliced from 3 exons. Gene Ontology annotation, molecular function: DNA-binding transcription factor activity; sequence-specific DNA binding.